AUGGCUGUUUUGUCGUGCAUCACAGACAGGCUGCAGCAGAUUCUCACCGGAGACAACACUCACGAUGUGGAGCAGGCCACGAUGGAGGUCUGGGACAAGGGAGUCUUCCUGAAUGAACUCCAGAGACAAGGGCUGGCGUUCACCACGGACAGAGACGGCAACGUCAGUGGGAACCUCGUGGCUACCAGGGGCCUCAAACAGGGAACCUACAAGGGCACUCGCCUAGCCCUGACUGAGCUUUACAACUUGAUUCAGGAAUUUGCCUGUUCUCAAUUCGACACCCUGGGUUUUGAACCCAUCAUUCCCCAGCGGCGAAGUCUGGAAAAGAAGCGGGAAAAGUAUCAAUGGAGCAAUCCGGCUGACGGAUAUCCUCCACAUCUGAGUGAGGUUCCCCAAGACCAAACGGAACAGGACCCAAAUGUUGGCCAUAUCUUCGACCAGAAGGAACUCGGGUCCGUCAGCAAGCUGGCCAUGGCCGCGAGUUUCAUCAUCCCGAAAGAUAUGCGCAAAGAGGACGGACCGUUCUUCGGACCUACCCUUGCCGCUGUCGAGUCGCACAAUCGCUCGCAUCCGAGCCCCAGCACAGACAUCAUGGACGGUAAGAACAUUGGCUUUCUGACGGAUUGGUUUAGCGACGCUCGGUUUGCGCAGCAGCACUUCAGUGGCGUCAAUCCCACCACCAUUGCCACUGCUCCCCACGCAAAGGUCAAGGAGUACGUGGUCGAGGCAGAGAGGCAGGGCCUCGAGGACGUGGCAAUGCUGCUGGAGGCGGGCAAAGACCUGCUCAUUCAGGACUACUCCUACUUCCGUGAGGCAACCGGCGUUGGUGACAGGGAGACGUUUGAGAAUAUCAUCCUGGACGAGCACAAGGAUGCAAGUAAAGCGAAGGCGUCCCGGUAUGGCUGCGCGUCCGUCAUCAUCUUCCAACUCCACGACGAUGGCCGCCUCCACCCCUUGGCCAUCACCAUCGACUACAAGGGCAGCCUCGACAAGUCCGUCACCCUCUUCAACCAGCGGCUGCACCCCGAUGACCGCGGGCUGGUUCCCGAGGCCGAGGACUGGCCAUGGAGGUACGCCAAAACCUGUGCGCAGUCGUCGGACUGGGCAAGACAUGAGAUUGCCGUGCACCUGGUCGACACGCACUUGGUUGAGGAGGUCAUCAUCGUUGCCACGAACCGGACCGUCCCCGAGGACCAUCUCUUGUACGAGCUCCUCAGCCCUCACUGGUUCAGAACUCUGGCAUUGAACAAGGCCGCCCGCGCGGUGCUGGUGCCCUUGGUCGUUGCCAGAAUCUCUGGCUUCGGACCAAGCACGGCGUACGAUUCUCCUGCAACCAACCGCUGCUUCAAGUUCAUCCAACACGCCUUCAGGAACUUCAACUUUGUCGACAAGUACAUCCCAAACGAUCUCAAGAAGCGCGGCUUCGACAUGGAGGGCAACACAACCUACAAAUACCGCAACUACCCGUACGCCACCGACAUGUUCCUCCUCUGGCACAUCAUCCGCGACUUUGUCCAGACGGUCCUGGGCACCAAGUACAAGACCUGCGCCGACGUCAGACAUGACCGCUACAUCGCUGACUGGUGCGUCGAGAUCCAGACAAAGGGUCAACUUGCCAGCUUCCCAACCAUUACAACCGUCGACGAGCUCGUCGACGCCGUCACCAUGUGCAUCCACAUUGCCUCCCCCCAGCACACGGCAGUCAACUACCUCCAAGACUACUAUUACAGCUUCGUUCCCUCCAAGCCGCCCGCCCUGUGCCGGCCUCUUCCCACCUCUCUCGAGCAGCUCACGGGAUACACGGAAACGGAACUUACCGAAGCUCUCCCCAUCGGCACCGAAGAUCCCAAGUGGAAGGACUGGCUGCUCGCCGCACAGCUGCCCGAGCUUCUCAGCUUCAAGGUCGACCAAAGGUACAACCUGUUGACGUAUGCAAAGUCACUGUACAAUGUGAACAAGGACAGGACGGAGAGAGAGAACGAGAGGCCUGACCACGAGGUGAUGAAGGAGGCGGCCGCCAAGUUUUACAGCCAGCUGAAGAACUGCGAGUUUCUGUUCAAGAUGGUUUCCGAGCUCCAGACGCCGGGAGCCAUUGAGUACAAGGUUUUGCAGCCCGAGUACUCGGCUGUUUCGAUUUUGAUCUGA
Metarhizium album ARSEF 1941 is the source of this 2145-nucleotide messenger RNA. Its product is annotated as lipoxygenase 1. Bases 1 to 2145 code for a protein of 714 amino acids. The record is from RefSeq and is a predicted model, not a curated record. Gene Ontology annotation, biological process: lipid oxidation. Lineage: Eukaryota; Fungi; Ascomycota; Sordariomycetes; Hypocreales; Clavicipitaceae. Gene Ontology annotation, molecular function: oxidoreductase activity, acting on single donors with incorporation of molecular oxygen, incorporation of two atoms of oxygen; metal ion binding. The transcript has 2 exons.